AUGUCUGGCGACAGCGGUCGGCCAGACGGCCUUCAUCCUUCCAGGAGGGAGGCGGCGGAGGACAUCCUCCAGGAGGAGGCGGAGGACCUCCCCCUGGAGGUGGACCACCCCCUGGAGGCGGGCCUCCCCCUGGAGGCGGACCUCCCCCUGGAGGUGGAGGACCUCCCCCGGGAGGUGGAGGUCCUCCUCCGGGAGGUGGACCUCCCCCAGGAGGUGGACAUCCACCUGGUGGCGGAGGGCCUCCCCCGGGAGGCGGGCAUCCUCCAGGAGGUGGACCGCCUCCUGGAGGUGGACAUCCCCCUGGAGGCGGACCGCCUCCUGGAGGCGGUGGAGGACCUCCCCCAGGAGGCGGACAUCCCCCUGGAGGUGGGCCUCCUCCUGGAGGCGGACCUCCACCCGGUGGCGGACCGCCUCCUGGAGGCGGCGGAGGACCUCCUCCUGGUGGCGGACCUCCCCCUGGAGGAGGACCUCCUCCUGGCGGCGGAGGACCUCCUCCUGGCGGCGGAGGACCUCCUCCUGGAGGCGGACAUCCUCCUGGUGGCGGACCUCCCCCUGGAGGCGGACCUCCUCCUGGAGGCGGGCCUCCUCCUGGAGGCGGGCCUCCUCCUGGAGGCGGACAUCCACCGGGAGGCGGACCUCCCCCAUGGGGAGGUCCUCCCCCGGGCGGAGGACCUCCCCCUGGUGGCGGACCUCCCCCGCAUGGUGGGGGAGGCGGUCCGCCGUUUGGUGGCGGUCCGCCGUUCGGCGGCGGUGGAGGACCUCCGCCAGGAGGUGGAGGACCUCCGGGUGGCGGAGGAGCGCCUGCUCCGCUGGUGCA
Molecule: messenger RNA, 817 nt
Organism: Amphibalanus amphitrite
Lineage: Eukaryota; Metazoa; Arthropoda; Thecostraca; Balanomorpha; Balanidae
Exons: 2
Source: RefSeq, a predicted model, not a curated record